Hymenoscyphus albidus is the source of this 452-nucleotide messenger RNA. Lineage: Eukaryota; Fungi; Ascomycota; Leotiomycetes; Helotiales; Helotiaceae. The record is from the annotation of a GenBank genome assembly.
AUGUCAACUCAAGACCGAUUGGGGCGUAUGCUGUAAGGUUUGAAGGGAAAUCAAAGAUUGUGUUUUGCGCGCCUUUCUUCCAACUGAACUCAUUAGAUGAGGUAAAAGCUGAGCUUGAUUCAUUUCCUCACACACAGAAAGAUUUGAACUGGAUGAGAAGUAGAGGCGAGAGAGUCUUUCAUGAAAUGACCCACUUAGCGAUCGUUGAAAACCGUUAUCCUCGUAAGUCUAGACAUCGCAACAAAACCUUGGAACUAAGAAGUUAAUUACUCCCAGGUCUUGUGACAGACCUUCCGGCGAAUCCCGUUGACGGUCUUGGAUUACUUGUCUAUGGGCCACGAAUGACCGAAAAUCUAGCUAGCAAGUUUCCAGACUAUGCUUACUUAAACGGUACUGAUAUGUAUCAAUCGAAAAGACGAGAUCAGGAAACUGACUAUGUGAUGUUGCUGUAG